Messenger RNA from Ornithodoros turicata, 658 nucleotides. RefSeq lists its product as uncharacterized. The coding region runs from base 54 to 647 and encodes 197 amino acids. The transcript is spliced from 4 exons. Lineage: Eukaryota; Metazoa; Arthropoda; Arachnida; Ixodida; Argasidae. The record is from RefSeq and is a predicted model, not a curated record.
UGCAGACUAGUUGGUAAGUCUCUGAGGGCUGCGCUGGCAGGACGGCGGACGCCAUGGCAACCGUGACGCGCUUUGAAGGGAUCGAGGAGCCAGAAUCGCUGGAAUCUACUACGACCGCGUCAUUCAAAUUUACAGAAGAGCGUACAAAAAAAUUCAUUAUGAAACGACACGAGCUAAAGGACCUAUUCAAUGCCAAGAGGAAUUCUGGACGACAAGGCUGGGAACGUAUCAUCAGAGAGCUAAAUAUGGUGGGCGCCACACCAGAACAAUGCAGAAAGAAGUGGCUGAACCUGCAGCAGACAUACAAGAAGCUGAAGGACCCACCCACUGGUGCCGGGAGUGAGGAUGGGGAGUUGUCAUGGCCCUAUUACUCAUUAUUAGACAGCAUCAUGAGUGGUCGGGCCAUUAUCACUCCACCAUGCCUAGUCUCCUCAGCUGGUGUGGCGAGUCCAGUGCCACAGGCUGCAGCAACUGAGUCGGAUUCAUCUAACAACACGAGCCCAGAGGCAAGUGAAGAAAGGAGGCCAGUGAAACGCAGGCGCUGUGUCUUUGAUAUGGAGGCAGGCCUCCUGGAGGAAAUGCAGAAGCAGACAGAAAUUAUGGGAAAGUUUUUUAAUUUAUUGUCAGACAAGCUUAUGCAGCAUUAAAGAAAUGUGGA